AAGUGAUUACAAGUGCUUGAUGAGAGUGAAGAUUUGCGGAAGCUUGCAGAAAGGGAAAUCAUUUCCUGUAAAGAAGAGAUAGCUGAACUGAAACGCCAGAUAGUAUUGCUUUUGAUUCCUUCAGAAGAAACAGACAACAGUGAUCUUGUCAUGGAAGUAACUGCUGGAGUUGGAGGACAGGAAGCGAUGUUAUUCACCUCAGAGAUAUUUGAUAUGUAUCAACGAUAUGCUGCCUAUAGAAAGUGGAGUUUUGAAAUACUAGAAUACUUUCCCAGUGAAAUAGGUGGCCUAAGACAUGCAGUUGCCAGUAUAGCAGGUCUGGAGGCUUACAAGUACAUGAAAUUUGAGGGAGGAGUGCAUCGUGUUCAGCGGGUGCCAAAGACAGAAAAACAGGGACGCAUUCACACCAGCACAAUGACUGUUGCAAUAUUACCCCAACCCACUGAGAUGAGACUGCAAAUUAAUCCAAAAGAUCUACGAAUAGACACUAAGCGAGCUAGUGGAGCUGGUGGCCAGCAUGUCAAUACCACAGACAGUGCUGUACGGAUAGUUCAUAUUCCAACAGGGAUUGUGUCUGAAUGUCAACAAGAAAGAUCUCAAAUAAGAAACAAAGAGAAGGCUAUGCAAAUGCUUUGUGCUAAACUAUACAAUCUCAAAAUGGAAGAAGAAACUAAAAAGCGAAACAGCGUCCGAAAGAUUCAGAUUGGAACUAAAGGAAGAUCGGAGAAGGUCAGAACAUACAACUUUCCACAGGACCGAAUUACUGACCACAGGAUAAGCAGAUCAAUGCAUCAUAUUGAAUGUUUCAUGUUAGGGGAAGACAUGCUAGAUGAAAUGAUACAAUCCCUGAGGGAAUAUGCUGAUUAUGAAUCUUUAAUGGAAAUUAUUUCAGAAAGUGAAAAAAUAAAUCCAUCCUGAACCUUGCCGUUUGUCAGACCAGAUUACAAGAGAUACUGGCACUUGUCUUGCAGAGAACUUAUUGGAGCUCUAUCCAGAAAAUGGAACUGCUUUUCAGAUCAUGAAAGACAACAUGACUUGUUUCUUCAUAACUGAUACACAGUUUUCUUUCUUGCUGAGUAGAAGACUAUAUGAGACAUUAUUGCUGCAGUAGUACACUUAAAAAGUAAAUGUGACUGGUCCAGAAGUACCUGCAGUUUUUACUUGCUCCACGGAGAAGAUACUGGUAUGCCACUCUCAAAAGGUAGGCAGAAAAAAAAAAGAGCUAUUGCUAGUCCCAGGUUUCACUCAAGCAGUAGUUUAGACAUCAGUAGCAAACAGCUUACCUGAUUAACAAAAAAAUGCUGUUUUGUUAGAAUCAUUGAAAGAACAUAAUAAAUGAGUGAAUCUGUUACUGAUGCAGAGAUUUCACAAAGCAGAUUUGUUAGUAUCACUUACGCAUGGCGUGGGAGAGGGAGUUCUUCAAAGUGCAUCUCCUUCAUGUUUCAAUGGGCUUUUGGCACUUAUUAAUAAACACAAA
Molecule: messenger RNA, 1477 nt
Organism: Struthio camelus australis
Lineage: Eukaryota; Metazoa; Chordata; Aves; Struthioniformes; Struthionidae
Source: RefSeq, a predicted model, not a curated record